Molossus molossus (Pallas's mastiff bat) is the source of this 3789-nucleotide messenger RNA. RefSeq names its product spermatogenesis-associated protein 31D1-like. NCBI's taxonomy places the organism in Eukaryota, Metazoa, Chordata, Mammalia, Chiroptera, Molossidae. Bases 1 to 3789 code for a protein of 1262 amino acids. The record is from RefSeq and is a predicted model, not a curated record. The transcript has a single exon.
AUGGGUGUGGAGCAAUGGGAAGGGGCAGCAGGCUUCAGGUGGCCCCACCCCCACCAGGCCAGUAGAUCCUCUUUGCAGUGUUCUUCUCCUGGCUUCAGUUUUGUACCUCCUGUCUCCUGCAGCCCCCUGGGCCAGCAUCAUGAUACCAACUGCAUUCGUCAGCUUUUAUGUCCAGACCCCUCCUGUGAGGUGUGUAAUAAUGCAACCACUGAAAUCCAUCAGCUGCUGUACUCAGAGGGCCUGGAAGAGUCUACUCCCUCUGUGUCCCCUUGGGAUCCCACAGCUUCUUCGACUGAGCCAUUAUUCACUCAGUCCUCUGCCAUCUCAGCAGUCCCUCCAGGAGACCUAAUACCACCUCCUCUGCCUGAGCCUUUCCCCCCUCCCCCCUCCGUUCUCUCCCCUAACCCAAUGACCCCCGUGGGUAGUUUUCUGUCACACUCAUCACCAGGUCAAACCCUGUCUCCAGAGCCUUUUCCUCCCUUGGAAUUAGAAUUCCCAUUGCACCAUUCCCCAUUCCAACCCAAAGACUUGUUGUCUUCAACCUUGACACAAUGUGAUUUCCAUCAAGAGUUUUCUGCUUCCCAUUGUACAAAAACAUUUUCUGGGGGAAACUCUGCAGCCAAACGUAUAGAUCCUAGACCCUUCUUAUUUCUCAGCUCUGAUGAGCAUGGCUUGGUACAGCAGUACUCAUAUCCUAAGAACUGGGAGGACCUUUUAAAGAAAAAAAUUAUCCAGCUUUUCUGGGGUCUUCCAUCUUUGCACAGUGAGUCCUUGGCCUCUGCUGUCCAUGUCUCGAAUGACUAUUCCUCAGUCUUUAUUUUCAAUAGCAUCUCAAAUGACCCCACAGGCCAAGAAUCCCUAUCACUUCCUUAUUUCCUACCUGAAUUCUUGCCUAAGGUCCAACCUCAACCCUUGCCUCCAACCCUGCCACAGUCACAGCCCCUACAUCUCACGCAGAUCCAACACCAGGCCAACCUUCAAUCCCCAUUCCCAAUCCUACCAUCAAGUCCCACACCCCAACUUAGGGACUGUGGAGUAUAUUUUCAUAGACCCCAGAAUGAAUCAUAUUUUCUCACCUCAUCUGAAAUUCAAGACCUGGAAUGGAAUGUGUUGAAGAAGAAACAGGAAAGUUUGUGGGGCUUACCCUCUGUGGUCCAAAGUUCACGGGAAGCCGCCUAUCCUUCAGCUCCCACCAUUCCUUACAGCAAUUUCUCUAGCACUCAUGUUUCAAUUUCCAUCAGUCCUGUAGAGUUUCCUCUCAGCAGUGAACUUCGAAAGAAGUUUGAGCAUCACUUUAGAAAGAAGCUCAUCCAACACCGGUGGGGCCUGCCCCGCAGGGUCCAUGAGUCCCUGUCACUGAUGAAGCCUCUGAGAAAUCGCAAAGACAUAUCUGAGUCAAAGAGCAGUUACGGCCUCUCAUGGAUCUCUGUGUACAAGGACCAGAGUAGCAAAAAUAUAAAUAUUGGAUUUAGCCAACAAGAAAGCUUCUAUGAGAAGGGCUCAGAAAUAUUUCAGCUAGAGAAGGAUGAGGGGCCAGAUGAGGGAGAGAGCCAAGGGGAUGAUCCAAAAGAUUAUCUGCUGAGCGAGUCAGGGAGCUCUUCAGAUAAGGACGUGAGAAAUGACUGUGAGAAAGACCUAGACAGUUACAUGAUGAAUCUGCCAGGAGGAAACUCAAAAAUGUCAGGGCAGAGUAUAAGUCCGAAGCAACUGAGAAAAUCCCUGAAAGAACAUCUGAGCAAGAAUUUAGAGAACAUUAAUGAGGGUCAUCUCCCUGGAAUUGUGCAUAGUUCAUGGCACAAUAUCGUGCAGACUUCUCCUGUAAAACCCCACACCAAUGUCGCACAGAGAAGUGCGCCCGCACCAGUGGGUGGGGACUACUGCCUGAAUACAUCCCAGGAGCUUUCCUUCCUUGAGUCCAGUACACAGCAGAUGCUGGAAGCCCACAUUACCAGCUUUGGUAUGAGUAUGUUGUUGGGCCUUCCUGCCAAAGUCCUUGAAUCCAUAGAAAUUUUUAAAAAAAACACCUCAUUCCAUUCCUUGUUCAAUCCUAAAUCUAGGAGAUACACAGCCCUGAGAGGAAGCUCUGAAUCCCUUCAUGGGGACAAAGUGAGAAUAGAAAAUUCAGCCACUGUCCUGAAGCUCCCUCUCCCUGCCACUUCACUUGUGGGCAGCGAUGGACAGGGGGCUCUGAAACAAUCACCCUCAGAUAUUAAACACGAGCUUGCAAAGGAAGUUCAGAGAGAUUGGAAUUCCGAACAGCCUCUUCUGCCAGUCACAGACAGCAUCAUUGACAACACAAUUCAGAGUCAUGCUCUGAUACCCAAUGUUCAACCCCCACAGCUGUCCACAAUGCAAGCAGGGACCAGACAUGAGCCAAAGGAUAAUAGUGUGAAUGCCAGUGACAAUGAAGAAAUACUACAGAGCACAAAUGGGGAGAAGUUAGAACCUGCUUCCAUGCCCACUGUGUCCAAGGAGACAGUUAGUGUUGAGGAGCUUGAUGUUCUUCAAUCCAGUAGUAGUGACAUCUUAACAACCAGCAAUCCAGGAAUCCCCCAAGAGAUAAAUGAGGCUGAGAAUAAAGGAGAAACUACUGGGACCACUGAAUUGUCUCCAAUAAAACUGUCAAUUCUCCAAGAUCCCAAAUUAUCAGAGUUACAGAAGCAACUCAUUCAUGAGUUAAAGUCUAAAUUGGAGAAUGGGAACUACAGCCAGGCCCAAGGCCAACCCACUGACAUGCACCAUGACUCAGAAAGCUUGAUUUGCAAAGCCUCCCUGACUCAUGCUCAGAGUGUCUCCAGUGUGGAUCCGGGAGCUGUCCAGGUGCUGCAUGUCCAUUUGGAGGACAAAGAAGUCAGUAUGGAGCAGCAGCAGGAACCUUGGGUUCCUAAGCAGGUCUUAAGGAUGUGUGAGGAUAAGAAUUCACAACCAGAUGCAAAGAAAGUGAGACCUGCAGGCUCCCGAUCAGAAGAGCUUGGUGGAGGAGAUGCAGGGUUGAGGACUUCCCAAGCUAGAGGGAAGAGAUUUCCUUCUCAGGUCACAGCAUUAGAGGUGAUGCAUGCUGGGAAGCCUCCCCAGACCCUAUCGCAGAAGGGACAGUCUCCUGAUAGCCAUUUCUUAAGUAAAAUUAAGACCUUUUUUCAAUGGCUUUAUCCUGACAGAAAAUGCACAAAGCAAGAGAUCUCCCAGGAAAAGUGCAGUCCCAUAUUAUCUGCACAGAGCAGAGGCCCAAUUAAAAGUAGAACCCCCUUUACUAGAAGGAUGGAAGUUCAGAGAAUUAUGUCAGACACUGAGAGGGUCCCAGAAGAGAAACAGAGGCGUCGGCAUGCAGUAGAUACCACCUGCACUCACGAGACCCUUCCCAGGGCAGUGAAAUUUGGGAAAGCUCAGCAGAAAGCAGCUGUGGGGAUCUGGGCAGAGCCUGUCCAGGGGCAUCCCUUUAACUUGAGGGCUCCCUCCUCUAAAGUGAUGAAUAUCAAGUGCAGCUGCCAAGCAGCUUCCUUCACUGGCCAGAGCUCCACAAGUAGCAGACAUAUCGGAAACGAGGGCAGACACCCCCAGAAAGUUGUGGCAUUAAAGGACCAGCAACUAUGUCAGAAGCACCCCCAAUCUGUGCCCCGCAGGGGGACUGUGCCCCGUCCAAGCCCCACCUACAGGCCUCAAGCUGCCCAGGGACCUCCUGCUGCUCUCACCACUGCUGAAGGCACUGAGUUCAGAGAUCAGUCUCUACGACUUAGACCAAAAACCCUUCCACAAAAUGUCCAGGGAAAAAAAAUUCCCACCCCAAAAUAA